Messenger RNA from Zea mays, 2979 nucleotides. Its product is annotated as G-type lectin S-receptor-like serine/threonine-protein kinase B120. The coding region runs from base 327 to 2795 and encodes 822 amino acids. The transcript has 7 exons. NCBI's taxonomy places the organism in Eukaryota, Viridiplantae, Streptophyta, Magnoliopsida, Poales, Poaceae. Gene Ontology annotation, molecular function: protein serine/threonine kinase activity; ATP binding. Gene Ontology annotation, biological process: recognition of pollen; protein phosphorylation. Gene Ontology annotation, cellular component: plasma membrane. The record is from RefSeq and is a predicted model, not a curated record.
GGAUCCAAACGGCCCGUGAGAUCAUUUCACUGUUGCUUGGAUGUGCUGUCCCCGUCGGCGCUUUGUUAUUAGUUGUCUGUGAGUUAUUACAGACUUUGGUAUCAUCCUGCUACUGUAGCCCCGUUCCAUCCACCCAUCAAAGUGAUGAAAGCUAAAUUUCGAUUUGAUGGGUUGGAAAACAGGCCCAGUCAUUACUACGAAGUUUCCGUUUUGAAAAAGAAGUAAUCUAAAUUCCAUACGUCCAGUCCAAGUGUUCAGUGUUCUUCAUCGUCAUCUACACACACGGUAUUUCCUUCACAUUGUGCUUCCAUUCCAAGCAGCCUCGAAUGGCAACCAGCAAGAAAGGCCUGAUGGCUAUGGUGUAUAUUCGUUCUGCCUUCAUCCUCAUAUUCUUGAGUUCACCCUGUCAAUCCAACGACCAGCUGACUCAAACAAAGCCACUCUUGCUCGAAGACACGCUCAUCUCGGAGGGCGGGGACUUUGCUCUUGGCUUCUUUUCCCCUACCAAUUCCAGCAAGAAGCUAUACAUAGGAAUUUGGUACCACCGCGUCACAGAACGCACAGUGGUAUGGGUCGCCAACCGUGACAAUCCAAUCACCACACCUUCAGCCAUGCUCGCCAUCACCGACAAUUUAGAGCUAGUGUUAUCAGACUCCCAAGGACACACUCUUUGGAUGGCAACAGGAAACACAAGUGGAGAUGCUGGAGGAGCUGCUUCUGCGGUGCUACUCAACUCUGGGAACUUUGUCCUUCGGUUGCCGAACGGCACGGAGGUAUGGCAUAGCUUCGAUCACCCGACCGAUACAAUUCUUCCAACCAUGAGGAUCCUCCUAAGCUUCAAGACACAACCGGCAACACGUUUGAUUGCUUGGAAGGGCCCUGACAAUCCGUCAACUGGGGAUAUUUCUUCUGGCAUGGAUUCAACGAACCUUCAGAUGUUCAUUUGGAAAGGGGCACUGCCAUACUACCGUUUCCCUGUUGUUAAUGAUAUGGCAGUCGCCGGUGCUAUGUACCAGCAGAGCAAUGGAAACGCCGCCAUCAUGUAUGAAACGAGGGUGAACGCAGGGGAUGCGUUGUAUUAUACGUACACAGUCUCGUCCGGUUCACCCUACACACGCUUUUCACUUGACUACACAGGCAAAGGGAGAUUACUGAGCUGGAACAGCACCACAUCGUCAUGGACAGUCAUUAUCGAGCAUCCUCAUAGCUGUGAUCUCUAUGCUUCUUGUGGUCCAUUCAGCUACUGUGACCAAAUGGGGCCACUACCGACGACAUGCCAGUGCCCUGAUGGGUUUGAGCUCCUCAACAGUCUAAAUUUCUCUAGAGGAUGCCGGAGAAAGGAAGAGCUGAAAUGCGGAGUGGGGAACUAUUUCAUGGCCAUGUCUAGUAUGAAGCUUCCUGACAAGUUCUUGCACAUUAAGAAUAGAACCUUUGACCAGUGUGCUGACGAGUGCACUAGAAACUGCUCCUGUAUGGCAUACGCCUAUGCCAACCUAAGCAGCAUUGGUGCUGUGGGUGACACAUCAAGGUGUUUGGUUUGGAGCGGGGAUCUCAUCGACAUGGAGAAGAACAGCUUUUCAGAGGUCUUGUACAUCCGGCUUGGUGGAUCUGUUCGAAGGAAGAGCAGUUUGCUGAAAAUUUUACUCCCAAUUAUACUGUGUGUGCUGCUACUCAUGCUUGGAGCCCUUGUCUGGACAUGUAAAAGCAGAGGCAAACGGCAAAAGAAGAGAGUUCAAAAGAGAAGGAUGCUAGAAUACUUGAGUUCUACUGAUGACGCUGGGGACAAGAACAUAAACUUCCCAUUUAUUAGCUUUGAAAACAUUGUCACAGCAACAGAUAAUUUCUCUGAAUCUAAUUUGCUUGGGAAAGGAGGUUUUGGCAAAGUGUACAAGGGAAUGUUGGAAGGCACAAAGGAAGUAGCUGUCAAGAGACUUAGCACGGGUUCCGGCCAAGGCAAGGAGGAGUUCAAAAAUGAAGUAGUCCUAAUUGCAAAGUUGCAGCACAAGAACCUAGUUAAGCUUCUCGGUUGUUGUAUUCAUGAAGAUGAGAAGCUGUUAGUUUAUGAGUACUUACCCAACAAAAGCUUGGAUUACUUCCUCUUUGCUUCUGCAAGAAAAUCAAUGCUUCAGUGGCCAACAAGGUUCAAGAUAAUCCAGGGGGUUGCUAGAGGAAUUAUGUAUCUCCAUCAUGACUCAAGAUUAACUGUAAUUCAUCGAGAUCUAAAAGCAAGCAACAUCUUGCUAGAUAAGGAGAUGAACCCAAAGAUAUCAGAUUUCGGCAUGGCUAGGAUAUUCUCUGGUGAUCAGCUCCAAGCAAAUACUAACCGAGUUGUAGGGACAUAUGGCUACAUGUCUCCUGAAUAUGCAAUGAAAGGUGCAUUUUCAGUUAAGUCUGACACCUACAGCUUUGGUGUUCUUAUAUUGGAGAUUGUAAGUGGAUUAAAGAUAAGCUCACCAUAUCUUAUCAUGGAUUUUUCUAACCUUAUAACAUUUGCAUGGAACAUGUGGAAAGAUGGGAAACCAGAAGAUUUUCUUGACUCAUCUGUAACGGAGAGUUGCUCCCUCGAUGAAGUUUCACGAUGCAUCCAUAUAGGACUCCUGUGCGCUCAAGACAAUCCGAGUUGCAGGCCACUCAUGUCAACAGUUGUGUCCAUGCUGGAGAACAAAGCAACACCACUGCCAACACCGAAGCAACCUAAAGAUUUUGCACUUCGGGACUACAAUCCUGGAAACGAAGGUGUCCACAGGGAAUUGUCCGUAAAUGAUACAAGUCUCACUAUGGUGGAGGGCCGUUAGAUUAUUGUUUUUGAUACUACGAUGGGGGAGCACAUAGCCCACCAGAAAUAUUCAUUGAAGACAGACGUUUAGUCCCUAUUUUGUUUAUGGGUAUUUCUGUUUAGACAAAUUUAGUAUCAAUUUAAUCUAUAAAAUUUAUUAUGCAAGAACAAUCUAUUGGAAAGGUAAAGUUUAUUAUGCAAUU